This is a messenger RNA of Pestalotiopsis fici W106-1, 1935 nucleotides long. RefSeq lists its product as uncharacterized. The coding region runs from base 1 to 1935 and encodes 644 amino acids. Lineage: Eukaryota; Fungi; Ascomycota; Sordariomycetes; Amphisphaeriales; Sporocadaceae. The transcript has 6 exons. Gene Ontology annotation, biological process: DNA-templated transcription; positive regulation of transcription by RNA polymerase II. Gene Ontology annotation, molecular function: sequence-specific DNA binding; DNA-binding transcription factor activity, RNA polymerase II-specific; zinc ion binding. The record is from RefSeq and is a predicted model, not a curated record.
AUGGAGAUACAAGCUGUAGUCGCCAAGGCCAUGACAUCUUGCCAACGCUGCUACAAGCGAAAGAAAAAAUGCGAUCGUACUUUACCACAAUGCGAGAAUUGUCGAGCAGCCGAAGUUGCAUGUAGCUUCCUCGUUGAUGAUUGCCAGAACGGCACAUAUCCCGUCGCGUUUGUGCGAGGCUUGGAAACCAGGAUCCAAGAGCUGGAAGAAAAGCUUGCAUUUUUAUCAGCAACAGCCGGUGAUGUCCCGAUACAGCGACAACUAUCUACCGAGAAUGCUUCUCAUAGCACACCGCCGCCACUUGAACAUGCUAAUCAAGGCAUGAGCAGCCGCACAAGACUCACGAUAUCUGAGGCAGAAAGCCGAGCGCCAACAAUAACCAUGGCUGAAGAACUGAGGAUACUCACCUUGGAGGCGACAGCAGAACGGCAUUUUGGGGCAACCUCGGGUGUCUCUUUCGCAAAUCUCACCCAGGCAAUAUUGAAACGUCUCACACCCGAUCGGGCAGAUUUCGUUUUCCGAAAAGACCAGAGAGACGAUACAACAGUAGAAAUCGAUUGGGACUCGUCGCCCGAGUUGUUCAACCCUUCACUAGUCAACAUUACUACUAUCCUGGGCUUUGAUUCAAGUUUGUUUGGACCUCUGCCUUUGUCGCACAUCGUUGAGCCAGUGGGGUCUUUGGUAGAUUUGACUUUACCUGGCCGAUCUCGCACGGAUGAGCUAGUUUCCUUCUAUUUUGCUCACUCGCAUACUUUGUAUCCCAUUCUCAAUUACAACAGCUUCCUUGCUGACGUGGAUAGUAUUUAUGAGGAUUCAAUGAACCUUGAUACCCUCGUUUUAUUUCGUUUCUGGAUUGUUUUAGCCAUCAGCCACUCUUCAUACUGCUCCAUCUCACUAGCUGAAGAAUCAGAGGCCCUACUUUACUAUAAUAAGGCUCUUGAAUACUCUGAAACAGCAUGUGAAUCUGGUGACAUGGCCGCCCUUGAAAUCACAACCCUUCAAGUAUCAUUCUCUUUCUUCAAUCAGCUUGGGCCAAACACUUGGUUUCUCAUCGGUAUGGCUGCUCGUUUGGCCAUCGGCCUUGGUUUGCAUACGGCUGCGGCAUACAAAAAUCUCCCCUUUGAUGUUGCAAAUAUGAGGAAAAGGCUUUUCUUUUCCAUAUACAUGAUGGAUCGUGUUGCUUCCAUGGCGCUUGGUCGCCCAUUUGCGUUGCAAGACGACGAUAUCGAAAUAGAGCCAUUUGCCGAGGCUGACGACAAGGAUAUCAAUGCCUACGGCGUUCUCAAUCAGGAGAGUCUAGAAACGCCUAUGAUGGCUGUUCCGUGCCAUAUUCUCAAGCUAAGAAGAAUUGCAAGCAAAAUCAGCCGACACGUUUACGGAAACCCAACAGCCAUCAGGGAAAACAUGCCACGUCGCGAGCAGAUUGUGUUCAACCUCCACAAGGAGCUUAUUGAAUGGCGGCGUAGCACGCCAUUCCCAUUACCCGAGAUCCAUCCCCGGGUGCCGCACCUCAGCAGCAACUGGUACGAUUUCAACUACUUCACCCACGUUUCUUUGCUAUACAGACCGUCACCGCUAUAUCCUACCUUGGUGCCAGCCAAUGUACGGAAACUCGCCGACGCGGCUUCAAUGUCUAUUCGCCAAGCGCACAUAAUGCAUUGCCAGGAAAGGUUUGCUUACAACUGGUUAAACCUUCUCGCACUUUUUACGGCGGCACUUUCAUUGAUUUACGCUUCGACCGUCCAGCCAGAUGAGCUCGUGGUUUACCUGCAACAUAACCAGGUCAUCAAUAACCUGGAGCUCGUUCUGCAGUUAUUUGACAGGUUGUACAUCAAGUUCCCAGGAGCAAGGAAUACCCAAGUGAUACUUACUCGUGUCAUUCGACGAUAUAAAGACAUAUGCGGAUUGGACACUGCUGGACAGAUUGUCAUGUAA